AUGCCACACGGGUACCUGAUAUAUUCCAUAUUCGUGAGCAGCGACAAGAGAGAGAGAGAGAAGAUGAUUCCUGUUGUCUCUUUCAUGAAAAAGGUGGUGGGGAAUGAAGGAUCACCAGGAGACGGAGUUGGUGGUAUAGGUGGCGGUGAGGAAGGGAAGUUGACGAAACUGAGGGCUACGUUGGCGUCGGGCUUAUCGAGUGCAGCCACUUUAAGGCGAGGAGAUCAUCAGUUCUCCUCUUUGCAAGCUUGUGCAGAUGCCUACUCCGCAACUCCACCUGUUCACUUCCAAGCUUCCGAGUCCGGACAGACUUUACUCGAGAAACUCGAGGACCGAUCCAUGGAUGCGAACGGAAGCCUGAAGUCGAAGGCAGGUCCUUCAUGCCGAGUGUGUGUCAAGAGUAUCGAUGAAGACGAGUUCCAUCGGACCUGCAUGGAAUGCAAACAGCUCAUUUGCGAAGAUUGUGCAUCUUACUCUGAGGAUCAGCCGGAGGUGAGAAGCAUCGAGUCAUUCGAUCAGGGUGGCUUCCGUUUCACUGAGAGCAAAACGGCUGAAAUUUGA
Messenger RNA from Darwinula stevensoni, 561 nucleotides. NCBI's taxonomy places the organism in Eukaryota, Metazoa, Arthropoda, Ostracoda, Podocopida, Darwinulidae. The record is from the annotation of a GenBank genome assembly.